CAAGAUGGAUGCCCACAUGUGCUGAGCGGCAGUCAAGCGAUUCGGCACAACAACGUCAAGAAAUCGAGGAAUUCCGUCACAAGUACGAUGGUCCUGCGAAUACUUUUGCGGUAUCUUUUGCACAACGAACAGCUUGUUCAAAGGCUGGCGGAUUCGUACCCGUUCAGGCGAGCGGCUCAGCUUACGGCCAGCCUUAUCCUGCGCGGCAAAUCGCUUGGGCAGGAGAGCCUUGAACUCAUGUCCACAUCGAGUCUACUGAGGAAACUGGUGGAGAGACUAAGCCAGACCGGUGAACAGGCCAAACAGUUCUCAACGGAGAAGGCGAAAAGAUUAGAGGAAGCCAUAAAAGACAUGAAGCGGAAACAAGGCCUGUAGGAAAUGAGCAACUGAUUUUAAAAUUAAAAUUUUGUACAUACACGUAGUGCAUGAAAAUAAAGAUAUUAUAAUAAAUUUA
Messenger RNA from Ixodes scapularis (black-legged tick), 454 nucleotides. Its product is annotated as Protein NCBP2AS2 homolog. The transcript has 5 exons. The record is from RefSeq and is a predicted model, not a curated record. Bases 88 to 375 code for a protein of 95 amino acids. NCBI's taxonomy places the organism in Eukaryota, Metazoa, Arthropoda, Arachnida, Ixodida, Ixodidae.